AUGAUGGCAGGGGGGCUGAAGAAGGAGCAGGACACCAGUGCUCACUUGGAGAGGAUGAAGAAGAACCUGGAGGUCACAGUCAAGGACCUGCAGCACCGUCUAGACGAGGCGGAGAAACUGGAGUCCAGGGUGUGUGAGCUGGAGGCUGAGGUUGAAGCCGAGCUGAGACGUGGACCUGAUGCUGUGAAAGGUGUUCGCAAAUAUGAGAGGAGAGUGAAGGAGUUGACCUACCAGGUACAUUUUAACUGUUAA
Molecule: messenger RNA, 252 nt
Organism: Anoplopoma fimbria (sablefish)
Lineage: Eukaryota; Metazoa; Chordata; Actinopteri; Perciformes; Anoplopomatidae
Product: myosin heavy chain, fast skeletal muscle-like
Exons: 2
Coding region: 1-252 (83 amino acids)
Source: RefSeq, a predicted model, not a curated record